Linum trigynum is the source of this 3082-nucleotide messenger RNA. The record is from the annotation of a GenBank genome assembly. Lineage: Eukaryota; Viridiplantae; Streptophyta; Magnoliopsida; Malpighiales; Linaceae.
CAUAAUCUAAUCUAAUCCCAUCCUGACGUGACAGCACGGGACCAUCAUAAUUUGUUUCCUCCUACCACAAAGGCCUAACCACGUGUCUAGUGAUGGCAAUUUCAACCCGCCCGCGAGUAUUACUCGAUCUGACCCGCGAUGGGGCGGGUAUUACCCGACCCACAGUAGCGUGGGGUGGGGCAUGAAUAUCUAUUUCCGACCCGCCCUGCCCCGUCCCGCCCCGUUCUAGACCCAUUUUAUCUUAAUUUCUUACAAUAUCUAUACAUAUUUCUCCUAUUUUGACUUUUCUUCAACUAGUUAGAGUCGAUCUUUCAACUUGUUAUGCUCAAUUAUCCACUCUUUUAUCAAUGUUUUUCAUUCUUAAAGUGUUUUUCCCUAAGUUUUAUUGUAAAAAGUAAAAUUUACUUGUAUUUUUUUUGAACAACAUGUAAGAGUUGGUCGACCCGCCCCGCCCCAUACCCGCGCGGGUUUUACCCGUCCCGACUCGUAGUAGCAUGGGGCGGGCAUGGGAAUUGAUAUACCCGCCCCAUUGCCAUCACUAGAGGUGGCAAAUGGAUUGGAUUGGUGGAUUGAUGGAUGUAUUGGUGGAUCCAUGGAUCAAGUGGAUUGGUGGAUUAUCCAUGAAUUCAAAUGACAUCCUCAACCAAGGAGCAAUAUGUAAAAUGUAAAAAGUUUAGGUACUAAAAUGUCAUAAUGAAAUUUUUUAGGUACCAAAACGUAAUUUUCCAAUGGUAUUUUUCGUAUAAAAAAUUAAAUUUUAGGUACCAAAAUGUAAAAAAUAAAAAUUAUAGGUACUAAAACGUAAUUUGCCAAUGAUCCAUGGAUCCAAUCCAUGAAUCCACCAAUCCAAUUGGAUUUGGAUUAAAUGGAUUGGAUUUAAAUGGAUUGGAUUAGGUAGAUAUUUUUAAUGAAUUGAUGAAUUGGAUUGGUGGAUUGGAUUGAAAUUGCCACCUAUAGCCAUCACUACACGUGUCCCCACCAAGUGGCCCUAGAAGUAAAAUUGCUUCCUUACUCCGUCCUUACCAACAACUGGAGAAAAUGACCCAAAUCAAACGCGAGCCACAGAAAUCGCUCGCAUCUCUCCAACACGAGUAAACCUGCUCUAUCUGCGUGAAAACUGAAAACGUUAAACUAAAGAAUCCGCUACUUCUCUGCAAUGAAAUCCAAUCUAAUCCAUUGAAUCUUUUCCGCCUCGCUCGCUGUUUUGCAGCUGGUCCAUGAUCGAAGUCCGACACUACUAUUGCUCGCAGCAAUGUCGCUUUCUCCUACUCCGCAGGCUCCUUCUCAACAUCUCAUCUUCGUCUCUCGCUCCUCACUACUCUCGCCGCAACCGCCUUCGCUCCUCAUCCAGCAACAGAUUCCCCCCGCGCUGCUGGUUUCUUUAGGUAUCAAGGUCUCCUCCAGAGUAAGAUGUUUGACCAAGUCAACCCAGCCGGGGACUCUGUUUCCAGACGGUGGCGACGAUCCGGUGGUAGCAGCAGAGGAGGAGCCCAAACAGGAGAGACUUCCACCGCCGGCGCCGUCGUAUGGCGACGCUCUCUCGCUCGGUAUUCGCGAGCCGGUGUAUGAGGUUGUGGAAGUGAAGGCCGGCGGGAUGGUGUCUACCAGGAAGAUUAGCAGGCGUCACUUGCUGAAAUCCAGCGGUCUUCGUCCCCGGGACAUUCGUAGUGUUGAUCCAUCCCUGUUCCUGACCAACUCAAUGCCAUCUUUGCUGGUGCGGGAGCAUGCUAUAUUGCUGAACUUGGGUUCUCUGCGAGCGAUCGCAAUGCAAGAAUGCGUCCUCAUAUUUGACUAUAAUACGCGAGGUGGGAAGGCAUUUCUAGAUACAUUGUUGCCGCGAUUAAAUCCUAGAGGCAUGAAUGGAGGGCCGUGCAUGCCAUUUGAGCUAGAGGUGGUUGAAGCAGCAUUGCUCUCACGAGUACAGCGGUUGGAGCAGAGGCUUAUGCAAGUUGAACCCCGUGUUCAAGCUCUACUUGAAGUACUUCCAAACCGCUUAACAGCUAAUAUAUUGGAGGAGCUACGGAUCAGCAAGCAAAAUUUGGUCGAGUUAGGUUCUCGAGCAGGAGCUCUUAGACAAAUGUUGCUUGAUCUGUUGGAGGACACUCAUGAAAUUCGGCGUAUGUGUAUCAUGGGAAGAAAUUGCACUCUUAAAAAGGGGAAUGAUGAUAUGGAAUGCCCUGUCCCUUUAGAGAAGCAGAUUGCCGAGGAGGAGGAGGAAGAAAUUGAGAUGCUACUGGAGAAUUAUCUUCAAAGAUGUGAAUCUUGUCAUGGACAGGCAGAACGACUUCUCGACUCGGCAAAAGAAAUGGAAGAUUCAAUUGCUGUUCACUUGAGCUCACGGAGGCUUGAAGUGAGCAGAGUGGAGUUACUACUCCAGGUUGGAACGUUUUGUGUGGGAGUUGGCGCUCUCGUUGCAGGCAUUUUUGGAAUGAACUUAAAAUCUUACCUGGAAGAGCAUGUGGCUGCGUUUUGGCUAACAACAGGUGGAAUAGUAUUCGGCGCUGUCGUGGCUUUCUUCCUCAUGUACACCUAUCUCCGGACUAAGAAAAUUCUGUAAACACUGACUCAGCAUUUUCGGGAGCUUUUGGUAAAUAUCGUUGCUUUAUGUAUUCUGACAACUUAAUUACUGCUGGUAAUUUCCAUGACUUGACUCUAUUCACAUACCUGCAGCAUCCUAUAGACUUGUAGGCAGAACCUGGUGUUGCUUCUGCUGCUCGUACGUAGACUCCUAUUGCUGCUGCUGCUGCUGCUGCUGCAACUGUUAUAGAAGAUCAGCACCAGAGAUCCUUGAAGGAAAGAGAAGAUAAAAUAGUUGGUCGAAUUUGAUGGCAACAAGUUUUAAGAGGACCUCCAAUGGCUUCAGCCUUCUGCAGGAGUCGGGCUAUGAUAUAGUGUCAUAAGUUGUGUGAAGCUAUUCGUUCGAACACUACAUUCUCAGCCACGACCUUAGAAAUGUUGCGGCAAUCUCCAUCAUGCAGUCAUGUUUACCUGGUGACGUGUAUUGUCGAUUAACGCGAACAUAAUUACCAUCCCUUAGCAUGUAUGAAAGAACUUGGUGAAACAAUAAAUCAAAUUGAGUGUA